Mycena indigotica is the source of this 1023-nucleotide messenger RNA. Its product is annotated as Transcriptional factor. The transcript is spliced from 8 exons. Gene Ontology annotation, cellular component: transcription factor TFIIH core complex; transcription factor TFIIH holo complex. Gene Ontology annotation, biological process: nucleotide-excision repair; regulation of DNA-templated transcription. Bases 1 to 1023 code for a protein of 340 amino acids. Lineage: Eukaryota; Fungi; Basidiomycota; Agaricomycetes; Agaricales; Mycenaceae. The record is from RefSeq and is a predicted model, not a curated record.
AUGGAAGAAGAAACGAAAGCCUCCCAUCUAUCUGUCGUUGUCGAUAUAUCCCCUUCAAACUGGGACUUGUCUGCUCGUGGAGCUCCCCACAACACGUACCCAUUGACGCUGGCCUCGUUCUUAUCCCAGCUGCUCGCUUUCUUAAACGCUCACAUUGCUUGCCGAGAUGAGAAUACGCUGGCUGUGUUUGGUGCUUUCCCCAAGAAAAGUGUCAUGUUAUAUGCCUCAACAGAAUCUGCUUCAGAUUGGGUGUCAACAGAUUCAACUGGCAAUGCCUACCCGCCCUUUAAUGCAUUGGACUCGAUGGUCGUGCAAAGAAUAUCAGCAGAGCUCCAACUAAUAGAGAAUUCUAUGGAGGAGGAAGCACCAUCAUCAUUGGUCGGUGCUCUCACUAAGGCUCUAUGUUACGUCAACAGGAUUUCCCUUCCCCCAAACCCAAACUCCAAGGCCCAGGCAAAUGGUUUUCACCCUGGUGUACUUCCAGAUCCCAGAAUUCUCAUACUUUCGGUUUCGCCCGAUCUUUCCACGUCAUAUAUUCCGAUAAUGAACUCGAUAUUCUCAGCACAAAAACUGAAAACGACCAUCGACGUGUGCCAAGUUUAUGGCCACGACAGCGUUUUCUUGCAACAAGCGGCACAUCUCACGGGCGGGUCAUACAUCUUCCUUGAGCGACGGGAUGCGUUACUGCAAUACCUAAUGGCGAGCCUUCUUCGUGCAAUGUCCUUUCUCCCGCCACCCUCCAUCCGAAAAACGCUUUCUGUGCCAACGCAAGAGCAAGUGGAUUUUCGUGCAGCGUGCUUCUGCCAUAAGAAGAUCGUGGAUAUAGGCUUUGUUUGUUCGGUCUGCCUUUCAAUAUAUUGUCAACCGUUGCCUGUUUGCACGACGUGCAGGACGAAAUUCCCCAUGAAAACGUUGACUCGGCUGAACGCUGCUCGACCACUGCUGGGAAAUAAAGGAGGAAGCUCGGGUGCAGUGACUAAUAACGGGAGCGGAGGAAAUAAGGCGACGAACUUGGGGCGGUGA